CAAAUUCCGAUACCUCCCCCGCUCUUUUCGCAGGUAGGUUUCAGUUUUCUUAAGACAAACGACAGGUAGAAAGAGAAGAAUUGGAGGAGAAGGUCAAUUGCUCUUGAUAAAGCUGGGAUCUUUAUGCGGUGUCUAUUUCGUACGGGGUUCCUGCGCCAAUAUUCCACCAUGUCGUUGCCCGGUCCCGCUACGUCUUCGCCGUUUACGAGAGCUGUGGUGAGCUCUAUGAGGAAGAUCUACCCAGAGUCUCUGGCGGACAAGAGUUGGGAUAACACUGGACUGCUACUGGAAGCACCAUUCAAUCCGGCCCGGAGACAGAAGAAUUCGGUUCUUUUGACUGUCGAUUUGACAAAAGCAGUCGCAGAUGAGGCUAUCAAGCGGAGGGAUUCAGUUAUCGUGGCAUACCAUCCCAUCAUCUUCCGCGGUCUCAAAUCUAUCACGCUUAGUGACCCCCAGCAACAAUCGCUCCUUCGCCUAGCUCAGGAAGGAAUAAGCGUAUAUUGUCCACACACGGCAGUCGAUGCUGUGCCGGGUGGCAUGGCAGACUGGCUCUGCGAUCUCGUCACUGGCGCCAUUUCCCCAGAAAACUCGACGGCGGUCACAAAUCUGUCAUCGUCCUCUAGCAACUAUUCGCAACCGACAUACGUCCAACCCCCUUCAUCUAUCACCGCCUCGUCAGCGACGCCCCAUACCCGCAGCACUAUCCACCCCUCCGCGGGUCCUGUUCCGGAAGGCUUCGAGUCUGCUGGUAUGGGUCGUCUUGUCACCUUCGCUAAGCCGCAGCCCUUGAGUUCCAUAAUUGAUCUCAUUGCUCGCGGGACCGGUAACCCCGCCGGCUUCUCCGUGGCUAUCCCUCAAUCUGCAUCUCUUGACAGUAUACAGAUCCGCACAGUAGGUGUAUGCCCUGGCUCGGGCGCCGGCGUUCUCAUGAAGGCUACUAGCUCAGGGCCCCCUGAUCUCCUCUUCACAGGCGAACUCAGUCAUCAUGAUGCGCUAGCUGCCAUCGAGCGCGGGUCCGCCGUCGUGGCACUGUUCCACUCGAACACGGAACGAGGCUACAUACGUGGAGUAAUGAGGAAGAAGCUCGAGGAAGCUCUGCGAGAAGAGUGGGCAACUUCCAGCAAAGAGGGAAUUUCCACUUUAGAAGAAAUCACAAAGCAAGGUGCUACAGGUGCGGCAGAUGGCCUGGAAGCAGCUUGGAAGGAUCAAGAAGUCAGAGUCGACGUUAGCGAGAACGAUCGCGAUCCAUAUGGUAUCGUCAUCCGACGAGGUCUCGCAUGAUAUCCCAAAAGGGACAACCAAAUAAACAAAUUUUACCAAGUUUCUCAUCCUUGUCUCCUAUAUCAAAUACCCAAUUCAUACCUACCUAGUUAAA
Paecilomyces variotii is the source of this 1375-nucleotide messenger RNA. Its product is annotated as putative NGG1 interacting factor Nif3. Lineage: Eukaryota; Fungi; Ascomycota; Eurotiomycetes; Eurotiales; Thermoascaceae. The coding region runs from base 124 to 1281 and encodes 385 amino acids. The record is from RefSeq and is a predicted model, not a curated record. Gene Ontology annotation, cellular component: cytoplasm; mitochondrion. The transcript has 4 exons.